Messenger RNA from Manacus vitellinus (golden-collared manakin), 1093 nucleotides. RefSeq names its product disintegrin and metalloproteinase domain-containing protein 15-like. The transcript has 11 exons. Gene Ontology annotation, molecular function: ephrin receptor binding. The record is from RefSeq and is a predicted model, not a curated record. NCBI's taxonomy places the organism in Eukaryota, Metazoa, Chordata, Aves, Passeriformes, Pipridae. Gene Ontology annotation, cellular component: plasma membrane. The annotation marks the transcript as partial. Gene Ontology annotation, biological process: axon guidance; ephrin receptor signaling pathway.
AUGGGGGUCCGGAAUGUGAUGGAUGACCAGACUUUGAUGAGGGUGACUGUGGGGGUCCGGGAUGAAGUACGUGACCGCAGGGGUGACAGCUCGUGGCAGCACCGUGCAGAACCAGGACACUACUGGCACGUGACCCCAUGGGUCCUGCGGGACAACCAAAAGCUCAGCUUGGCAGAGGCGACCCAGGAGGGGUUCCCCACCCAGCUGAGGGUCCUGCUGGAGCUGGAGGGGAUGAGGCUGGUGCUGGAGCUGGAGCAAAACUGGGAGCUGGUGCAGGGCAAAGGGGCGCUGCUCUACUACCUGCCCAACGGCACGUGGGUGAUGGAGGAGCCCAGUGAGGAGGAGAACUGCUGCUACCAAGGGACAGUGCAGGGCUUCCCUGACUCCUGGGCCAACCUCUGUGCCUGUGCCGGACUCAGUGGCCACCUCCAGCUGUCAGAGACCAGGAGCUACGAGCUGGAGCCAGACAGCGACCCCUCAGAGCAACACGUCGCGUUCCGUCCAUGGGCGGUCCGGGUGGCACCACGGGCCUGUGGGCAGGACCCCCUGAACCCCCGCCCCAGGGCAGAGGUGACAGAGCCUCCCAGGCCACAGAGGGGCAAGCGGGCAGCAGCAGAGCAGCGGUUUGUGGAGCUGGUGAUGGUGGUGGACCACGCUGCGUUCCAGAAUUACCCCAACCUCCAACGCGUUCGCGUCCGGGCCCUGGAAAUCGCCAACCAGGUGGACGUGUUCUUCCGCCUGCGGCGGGAGGGCUACACAGUGCAGGUGAACGUCAACGACUACCUGGACAUCUACUGCCCGCACUACAACGCCUCGGUGCCCGAGCACCGGCUGGAGCAGUACGUGCUGUACAUGGUGAACGCGGAGGGCUAUCGCACCUGCAACACCAGCCAGGGCUUCAAGCGCUGGGAGUGCAACCGGCCCCACGCGCCCCACAGCCCCAUCAAGUUCUCGGAGAAGUUCCAGCGCUACAGCGCCUUCUCACUGGGCUACGAGUUCCGCGCGGGGCAGGAGUACUACUACAUCUCCACACCAACACACAACCACCGCCGGGCCUGCCUGAAGAUGAAGGUGUUUGUCUGCUGCGCCUCCA